ACGGUUAUCGACUGUCACGUGACCUCGCCGGCGUUGUGGCCUUGUGGAUGUUUAAUUUUCUCAAUUUUGGAUUGUUUUUAUGUUGAUAUUUUCUGUAUAUUACAUACUGUAUAUUAAAAUUCAAUUCCGGAUAGUUGUUGAACGAGAGUUUUGUUGACCAAGAUGAACGGGACGACCCGUUUAAAGAUUGGUGACAUCAAUAAAAAUCUGAUCUGUGUUUUAUGUGGCGGCUAUCUGAUUGACGCAACGACCAUCAUAGAAUGUCUCCACUCAUUCUGUCGAACAUGCAUUGUGACAUUUCUGAAGACUAGUAGGACAUGUCCUGUCUGUGACACGGUCGUCCAUAAAACCAGACCGCAUCAAAAUAUCAGGUCAGACAAGCUGCUGCAAGACCUAGUCUAUAAGUUAGUUCCAGGACUUUACAAAGAUGAAAUGCGUAGAAGACGUGAAUUUUACACACUUCACUAUGAAGCUGCUCCCAAACGUGCGGGGGAGGAGAGAGGUGAUGAGAUGAGUGACAGAUUCACCUUUACAGAGGAAGAAAACAUCAGCCUGGCUCUUUACUUGUGUCCUGAUGGAGGUAAUGAAAGAUUUGGAUUCCGGCGAGUUUUCAACACUAAAGAAGACCUGAAAACAAGGAUGGAUAGACGGAUUAAAGAGUCUGUGGAUGUUCGAUACUUGCAAUGUAAGGCUGGAGUCACCGUUGGUCUCCUCAAGAAGUUUUUGAGACUCAAGUACAGUCUGUCAUCACAGUUCCAGAUUGACAUUUUUUACAAUGAUGAACCACUUCGGAACUGCUACACUCUUUGUGACAUAGCUUACAUCUUCAACUGGAGACGGAGAGCCCCACUUGUCAUGACCUUUUGUGUUUUUGAAGGAAGUAAGUCAACCAAAAAAUCUGUCGAGUCUGUAUCAUGCAAACAUUCAACAUCAGUAGCAGAUCAGUUAGCACCAACUGAUGAGCCUAGAAAGUCUUCAGAUAAGUGCAACAUGUCGAAACCUUUAUCUAGCAUUGAUUGUGCAGUUCCCAGUACUUCUACUAUUGCCCAACCAUUAUCACAUUUAACACAGAAGAAGAGUAAAUCAUCCAAAUCUUUAUUGGUUUCUUCAACUUCCAAGGCAUGUCCCACUAACAGUUCUUUCAAGUCAAAUCUGGUCAAGGAUGAAUCAUCAUCUUCAUCUGAAGUCACACAGAAAAAAAACACAGUAAAUUGCUUGGCUGCCUCCACAACAACUGAUACAACUUCUGCAUUGAAUGUUAAGAAAUCUUCAUCUGACAAAAGGAAAGCUGAGACAUUAACAGAGGCUAGUUCAUCAAAAAAGCGAAGAAAAAAUACAUCAGACGGACCUAAUGAAUUGUUACUUCCUCCUGAAUCUCUAGAAAGCAGUUCUACACAAACUCAAGCCUUCAAAUCCAAAGGAGAAGCAAGCUCCAUCAAGGUUGAAACUCGUCCAGUCACAACAGUAGGACCAAUGUUGUCGGUUGUCAUAGCUUGCAAUACCAACGCUCCGACUCCAAGCUCAGUAAGUCAGCCGAAGCUCUUUUCCUUAUUGAACAAUAGCUUGUCUUGUAAAACCUCAACAGUAACAAUAAGUACAGAGACACCACCACAUACUACAUGUACAGUAACUCCAGCAUCCACACUGGGACCAGCUGUGACCACCACAGUACAUUCUCAGAUUGUCUCCACACCAGCUUCUACACUGUCAACAUCGACAGCAACACUGACUCCAACUACAACCAGCUCAUCAUCAUUGCUAUUCACAUCCGUCCCUUCACACUGUUCAUCCUUGUUAACAACAUCAGUCUCUGCAAUGCCUACCUCGUCAACAGUAUCUCCACAGACACCAUCCCCUUUAGUUGCAUACCCCACACAUAGAGUUCAUCAGAAAAUCAGAAAAGUCAAUGCAGAUACAGAGAAUCAGUCAAAGACUAAAAGCGGCUCAUUAGGCAAACGACCAGCUAACACACCAAUACCAAUAGCUCCAGCACCUGCCAAAGUACAGAACUACUGUCCACCUUCAGCGGAUCUAUCCAGAUUGAUUCCCCUAGACCCUGGCUUGUACAACUCAGUACGACAGAGCUCUCACCUAGCCAAACAAACUCCAGUUUGUUCUGGUUCUAGUCUUGUCUAUGGCAAGGGGAAAUCUUCCAAAAGUGUCAGCAACAAAAACCUGACACCAACAACAACGACAACUUUGAAAUUUUCAGUGACAUCACUUUUGAGUUCCACUCCAGUAAAGUCUAACAGUCUAGUGUCGGUGGCCCAGGAUAACAAGCACACUAUCAGUACUAUAAUCAAUACAGGUGCUAAUGAUCAGAAAACACCCGCCAAUCUACUUGUGCAAGCAUUAUCAAAAUCUAAAAAUGUUUGUAGAGUUGAGCAGUUUUCCAGUCAGAUGUUACCAAAAUCAUGUCAAUCUGUUCAUUCCCUCCAGUACACCACAACAUAUGAUUCAACAUCAAUAGUUUCUUCCACUUCAGUCUCUUCUCCAACACCUGCAUCGUCAGCUUCACCUACACCUGCAGCAGUGCCUCCUCAACAGUCUCAGACUCAAGGCUCAGAUGCACUCACAAAGUCUCAGACUUCUCACAUAGCAUUGAAGUCUGAAAUUCAUGGCUCAGACAUCACAGCCAUAAAAUCUCAGAUUCAAGGUUCUGACACAGCCAUUAGGCCUCAGACUCAAGAUCCCAACACAAUGAUAAAAUCUGAGACUGUAAGCUCAGACACAGAUAUAAAGCCUCCAACUCAAGAAUCAAAUACAAACUUGAUCACGACUUUUAAACAAGAACCUGGAACAUCUUUUGUCGAUCAAAAAGUUAGCCAUCCAGCAAGUGUUGAGAAAUCCAAGGCAUGUAGUAAAUCAAUUCCCAACUUGAAAGCUGCUUCAGUCUCUACUUCCCUUUCAGAAAAGAGUAAUGCAACUAAAUCAGAACCUGAAGCCCAGAAAGUAACUGUGUCCAAAGAUGAGCCUAUCACAGCUGCAUGUCAAAGGACUGUUCCAUCUCCUACUAAUGUUCAGCCAUCCCCUUUACCUUCAGUCCCGAAGUCCUCCUCCCCUGAAUACAAUGUUUCUCCACAAGUUUCAACACUUAGUCCAACAGGCUCUAACAAUCUCCCUUGCCCUUCUAGGAAACAAUCAUCUACGCAGAAGAAAAAAAUUGCUGAUAUAGCCAACACAUUGCUCCAAAACCAGAACUCCAAAAGUCCUCACCAGCCAAAUCUGAGCAGAAAAAGUGUCCAGAACCAGCCUGUGAAACAUGUGAGCUUACCUCUACUGAACAACGAGUUUUAUUUGGGGAUGAUGAAUGGACAACACAAUGGGAACAGAAUGGGCAGUUGUCCUGAGAGUGAUGAACCUUUAAAUUUAGUGAAAAGAAAAGAAGUGUCCUGUUUGCCUAAUGGCAUGUACAUUUUGGAUGUUCCCAAUAAUAGUCAAGGGCACAAGAAACUUUAGACACACACACACACAUCAGCUUGUUAGGCUGUUUGUUUGUAGGUUUCAAUUAUUGGAAGUCCAUUUUCUUUGUGCCCACAAACAUCUUCAACCAUUUUUGGUUUACAACUGACCAAAGAUAGUUAUAGAAAUUUGGCCAUCUCUGACCAUUUUUUUUUUUUUUUUGUAAUCUUGACUCGGCUAAAAAUUAAGUCUUUCAUUACGUGACAUCUCUACAUCCUGUGUGUGUAUAGCAGAGCCAGUCACCACUAGACCCAAGUGGCAGAAAUUCAGGUGCAGCACAGCAUUGAGAGAGAACUUUGUGCAGUGGCAAGACAUGGAUCAAAUAAAGUUAGAAGACUUUUAGAAUGCCAUUUCUAAUAGAUUGGGACAAAUUUUUUUACUAAUAAUAAUAUGCCACAUUAUUCUAGAAGGUUUAUUGAAACCUCUUGCUUUAGAGACGGUUCUUCUAGUGCAUUGUUGUGUUAGUAUUUUUGUUGUUGACAAUUUUCUUCUGUGAAGUAGCAACUUCUCCUCAACACUAUAAGUUUAUUGUGAGAACAAAUAUUCUAUGAACCGGUACAAUCAAAAACUGUUUGAAUCAUUUGAUUGGUUCAAUUAUUUGAAUGACUUGGUAACAGCUCAUCAAUGAGUGUAUGCAAUCCUGUUUUGUUUUCACUAGUACUUACUUUGUCAUCGUAUUUACAGCUUUGACUGUCUAAGAGAUAGAUUGGUAAAGUUUUAAAUGUCCACAAGUUUGAGGUCUGAUUGAAACAAACUAGUGAUUGGCUUCUCACAAAAUGUGUAUUGUUUUGAAAUUUUGUUUUCUCAGUUUAUAUCAACUUGAGACUAGGCUGUGGCUUGGGUCAUGUGAUCAUUACUAGUUUGUUUCUAGAUUUUUUUUUACAAACUACUUUAUUUGUCCUACAUUUCUGUUUGAAUAAAUCAGUAGGGCGGACUUUUUUUUUUUAAUCCAUAACAUGAAAACAGUUGUAUUACUUUUUUUGUGUACUACAAAAGUCCACAAUGAAACACUCGAGCCAUGGUAUUAGACAGAUUGAAGUAAGUCUACAAGUUGUUAGCCACGUCUUACAAACAACUGAUUGUACAUCUCUAGCAACUAAAUAUCACCAUGUUUGUUAUGUCCACUUUGAAUAGUUCACUUGACAUGGUUUUCCAAAGCAUCGCCCAUUCAAAGUAUUGCCGUCUUCGGCCUAAAUGUCCUAAUACCCAACAUAUUUAUUGUAUAGCUUUUUGGGGGCAUGUAGGUAAAUUAAAAAGUUUUCCAAAGUUAAGCACUUUGUGUAUGUGUGCCUUUCAAGCACGUUUGAGAAUCACCCUGGAUCUGGAUGUUUCUUUUGAAUGGUGUGUGUGUGUGUAGGGUACAGAAAGUAUUAAAACUGGCAUGAGAAACUGUUCAAAAGAUUGAAAACCUGAAUUAUAAUUGGUUUCUGUUGUUACAUUUCUGAUUAUUUUUUAUUUUUGUUGUUGUUUUGCAUAAUAAGAAGAGAGACUAAUAGUAAUGUUUUGUCUUACAUUCUAUCAGUUUAGAACAGGACUCCAAAAACUUCAGUCCUAACUGGGAGUCUGUUGUUUAUAAUCUAUUAGUGUUUGCAUCUCCAAUGACAUCAUCUACAGUAGAACUUUUCUUUCUCUAGCUAUAUAACUAAUGUACUUUUCUUCUUAACUUAAACACUAUACUUGACUAUUUGAUUCCUAUCGGCAUUGUGUACAUAAUUAACUUGUCUUUUUAAUGAAUGAUUCAAUUAAACAACUUCAUAUUGGUGUUA
Molecule: messenger RNA, 5228 nt
Organism: Biomphalaria glabrata
Lineage: Eukaryota; Metazoa; Mollusca; Gastropoda; Planorbidae
Product: mucin-2-like
Exons: 10
Coding region: 163-3459 (1098 amino acids)
Biological process (GO): negative regulation of transcription by RNA polymerase II
Cellular component (GO): PRC1 complex
Molecular function (GO): promoter-specific chromatin binding
Source: RefSeq, a predicted model, not a curated record